GGCCCAGCCAGCCCCGGGGGCGGCCCCUUCGGGAGGGCAGCCUCCUCCCCGCCAGCGCGCGCGACAUGCAGCCCCGCAAGGCGGCUCGCAGCGGGCGCAGCGCGGACUCCAGCCCCAGCCUCAGCACGCCGCCGAGCACAGUCCGCAGCUGAGAGGGAGGGGUGGGGAGAGACGGGAAGAAAGGAGAGCAGCAGCGGGGCCAGAGGAGGGGGAGACAAAGAUGGAGAGUGGGAAAGGCAGAGAAAGAGGGCCAGGGGAGAAAGAAAGCAGCAGGAAAAGAGAUGGAGGAAAGAGGGGGUGGGAGGGAAUUCUCUUGUCUAGUUCCUCACUGGGGUUCGUCUGGUAUAGUCCUUCGCCCAUUAAAGAACAGGGCUCACCAAACCCCACCUGCCCACUGCUGGCCCCAGGGCUGGCGUUCAGACCAAGGUCACCUAGAGGUCGUUGCCUCUACAGAAGCAGAAGCCACCCCUGGCCGGGGGAAGAAGGGACUUGGUUUCCACACCUCUGGGAGUAUCUCGGAGGGGUGGGCUAGGCAAGUUGCAACAGGAGGGAGAGCAUCCCCUCCUUUGGUCCAUGGCACGUCCUACCAGGGCAGCAGACUGGGCUCAGUCCCAGGUCGCUCCAGCUUGGUUAGCUAAGGCUGUGAACCACAUAGACCAACUCUCCACAUUCCUGAGCAGUGAAAUACUUCCUUGGUUUUGUGGUCUACUACGCAGAGACCCAGUAUGGGAUGGGUGGUCUCACUGAUUUCCAAAGACUUUGUUCCUACUGGGCCCCUGAAACAAGUCCAGUCUUUCUGGGUCCUUUGAAAUACAACACAUUGGAGUUUCUUUUCCACACUUAGAAACCUGGCCAUGGGUUCCAUAGUCUCUAAGAAGGACCUUCACACCCCAGCUGGACACCUAGACCCCACACUUGACCACUGACUCGGCUGCUUUUCCCCCAGAGAAACCAAAGGUGUAUCAAGGUGUCCGGGUGAAGAUCACCGUGAAGGAGCUGCUGCAGCAGAGAAGGGCCCACCAGGCAGCCUCGGGGGGAACUUGGCUGACGGUGCAGGCUGGCAAUGGCUCAGUGUUCAGGACUGUCUGGAGACAACAGCGUGCACCUUUCAGACCCCAUCACACCAUCUUCUGCAGGGCUGUAUUUGAAGCCUGAGCCAAUUUCAUCCACACCCAGUUAUUUUCAACCACGAGACUUUCCCAGUUGUGUUUCUUGUGAAGAAAUCCCAAAUCUCCUCGACCAGAUCUUUGAUUCCUACCUUCAGACAGAGACGCACCUGGACCCUUCACUCAGUUCCAUGCAAAGCACUCCACACUGUUUGCAAGACAGCUUCCAGGCUGCCCCUUUCUGCUUUAACCAGAGCCUGACUCCAGGAUCGACUUUGGAUUCCUCCUCUCUUUCUGGCUCCUUAGACUACACCUAUUUACCUGCUCAGCUACCUUCAUAUGCUCCAGAGAACUACAAUUGUCUUCCUUCUCUGGACACCAGACACUGUGGCAAUCCUUCCGAAGACUACUCCUACCCUCCAUUGCCCCCACACAGCCAGUACGACUGUUUGCCUGCCGGCAGCUCCUCAGUCUGCUACUGUGCAUCCUGUGAGGCCGACCACUUAGACACCCUCCGAGCAUCGGAGUAUUUCUCCUGUCCCAGUGCAGACUAUGUGGACUUUGCUCCUUCAUUGCCAUUAGCCAGUGAUUUCUCUAAGAGGGAGACAAACUGUGACAUCUGCUAUAGCUAAUGGAAAUUGCAUUUAUUUGGAACAUGACAUGUGCAUCUCGACUGUUCUACCACACAAAUGACAGAAUGAAAUUUGCAGCCAGUUAACAACAUUUCUCCAGUGCCGUUGACAUGUCUCCAUUUUCAAUUUUCUGAUGCGUACUUAGGCACGAAUAGGAAAUCCUCAGGCCUGGUUGUAGUGUCAUUCCUACUUUGUAUGCUGUUGGUUAACAUUUUUGUAGGAAUCAUUCAGCUGUUUCACUUUUCUUUUCUAUGUAACGAACAAAUUCUAAUUUUUUUUUACUAAUAAAAAUAAUUUUGUUUUACUAAA
Erinaceus europaeus (western European hedgehog) is the source of this 2047-nucleotide messenger RNA. RefSeq names its product POU class 2 homeobox associating factor 3 (gene POU2AF3). The record is from RefSeq and is a predicted model, not a curated record. Gene Ontology annotation, cellular component: cytoplasm. The transcript is spliced from 5 exons. Lineage: Eukaryota; Metazoa; Chordata; Mammalia; Eulipotyphla; Erinaceidae. The coding region runs from base 1064 to 1738 and encodes 224 amino acids. Gene Ontology annotation, molecular function: POU domain binding; DNA binding.